This is a messenger RNA of Hevea brasiliensis (rubber tree), 1719 nucleotides long. RefSeq lists its product as uncharacterized. The coding region runs from base 1 to 1719 and encodes 572 amino acids. NCBI's taxonomy places the organism in Eukaryota, Viridiplantae, Streptophyta, Magnoliopsida, Malpighiales, Euphorbiaceae. The record is from RefSeq and is a predicted model, not a curated record. The transcript has 2 exons.
AUGGGAUCAGAUCGGAGAUGGAUGUAUGCUAGGUUAAAAGAUGGCCUAUUGACCUCAGAAUUCAUAGAAGGUAUUGAACAAUUCAUAACAUUUGCUAAGCAACAUCCAGAGUGGAUGGAUGGGGACAAACUGAAGUGUCCAUGUAAUCAUCGAAAGUGUCAGAAUCGUAAUUAUGUUGAUGAGAAUACAAUUCGGUUACAUUUGAUGAAGCAUGGAUUUGUGUCAUAUUAUUAUAAAUGGAUUCUACAUGGGGAACCCCGCACAAGUAAUAUUGAUAGUCAAAAUAUAAAUGUUAUGAUAGCGGAGUCUGUUCAAGAGGUUGAUAAUAGCACAAGCAAUACAUAUGAGCAAAUGGUAAUGGAUGCAGCAGGUCCUAAUUUCUUUCAGGAUGUAAUGGAGGAGCCUCCAAAUCCAUCAGCUCAAAAAUUGUAUGACAUGUUACAAGCUGCUAAUCAAGAGGUGUGGCCAGGUUGUGAAAGCCAUUCGCAGCUCUCAGUUGUUGCAAGGAUGUUGAACAUCAAGGCAGAACAUCAUUUGUCAGAAAGGUGUUUUGAUGACAUUUGUCAACUUAUGAAAGAGGUGUUACCGGAUGAAAAUUUAAUGACUGAAAACUUUUACAGUACAAAGAAGUUGGUCCAAGCAUUGGGCCUACCUGUUGAGAAGAUUCAUUGUUGUACUAAUGGAUGUAUGUUAUAUUGGGCUGAAGAUAGUGAGUUAACGAAUUGCAAAUUUUGUGACCAUCCACGGUUCAAACGACAUAGUCGAGGCUCUUCUAAUUUUCAAACCAAUGUCCCACAUAAGAAAAUGUACUACUUUCCUCUCACACAGAGAUUGCAAAGAGUAUAUGCUUCGAAUGCAACAGCAAAAGAAAUGAGAUGGCAUGCUGAGCAUAACCAUGAAGAUUGGGUAAUGCGUCAUUGUUCAGAUGCAACUGCAUGGAAGCAUUUUAAUAAAACACAUCCUUCAUUUGCUGCUGAGGUUCGGAAUGAAGAGUAUAUGUUCCUAACGGUAAUAGUUCCUGGUCCGAGAAACCCAAAAGACAAAUUGGAUGUGUACUUACAGCCCCUUAUUGUAGAGUUGAAACAGUUGUGGGAAGUUGGAGUUGAGACAUAUGAUGCAUCAAAGAAGAAUAAUUUUAAUAUGAGGGUUGCGUUAUUAUGGACAAUAAGUGAUUUCCCUGCAUAUUCAAUGUUAUCCGGUUGGAGCACAGCAGGCAAGACUGCUUGUCCAUAUUGUAGGGGCGAUUCAGAUGCAUUCACAUUGACAAAGGGUGGUAAACAAUCAUGGUUUGACAAUCACCGUAAAUUCUUACUAGCUAACCAUCCUUUCAGACGGAAUAAAAUUGCUUUUAGAAAGAACAAGACAGUUACAAAAAGUGCUCCCCCCAUUCUAUCUGGUGAGGAAAUUUUAGAACAAAUAGAACAUCUAGGAUUAAUGUGUGUCACAGAUAUGGGUGCAGAUGAGAAUAACAGUUGCAAAGCAAAAAACACGGGUUGGAAGAGACGGAGCAUUUUUUGGGAUUUGCCAUAUUGGAGUACUAACAUGCUUCGCCACAACCUGGAUGUCAUGCAUAUAGAGAAAAAUGUAUUUGAAAAUAUUUUUAAUACUGUGAUGAAUGUUGAAGGGAAGACGAAGGACAAUGCAAAAUCAAGGGAAGAUUUGAAAGAGUUUUGUCACCGACCUGAGUUGGAAAGUAUCCUAAAGCAUGUAACACAUUAG